GGCUGCACCAUCUACCCCAUCCUGAGCUCGGCCCUGCGCAACCCCCAGCACUUCAAAAACCCCGAAGCCUUCGACCCCGGCCACUUUCUGGAUGAAAAAGGGGAGUUCAAGAAGAGCGAAGCCUUCAUACCUUUCUCCGCAGCCAAGCGGAUGUGCGUGGGGGAGAGCCGGGCGCGGACGCAGCUCUUCCUCUUCCUCACCGCCAUCCUGCAGCACUUCCAGCUGCGCCAGCCCGCCGGCUGCCCGCGCCCCGACCUGCGCCCCGAUGUCAGCGGCAUCACCAACAUCCCCCAGCCCUUCGAGCUCUGCUUCUGCCCACGCUAA
Molecule: messenger RNA, 324 nt
Organism: Pelecanus crispus (Dalmatian pelican)
Lineage: Eukaryota; Metazoa; Chordata; Aves; Pelecaniformes; Pelecanidae
Source: RefSeq, a predicted model, not a curated record